Molecule: messenger RNA, 4138 nt
Organism: Branchiostoma belcheri (Belcher's lancelet)
Lineage: Eukaryota; Metazoa; Chordata; Leptocardii; Amphioxiformes; Branchiostomatidae
Product: rhomboid-related protein 4-like
Exons: 8
Coding region: 1-1047 (348 amino acids)
Cellular component (GO): membrane
Molecular function (GO): serine-type endopeptidase activity
Source: RefSeq, a predicted model, not a curated record
AUGUGGCCCUUACGCGGUGGCCGCCAUAGGCGUCCAGGAAUCGCUCUGGUGCUUCUUGCAUUUCAGAUGGCCCAAGCUGGAUUUCAGAACAUCCCGCCCGUUACCUUGGCAACCCUGGCUGCCAACGUGGCCAUCUUCCUGCGGCUGUUCCGUGGUUUCCGCUACCCCAAACUCGGGGAGGUGUGUGUGAGCGUGGUCCACGUGUGGUACCAAGGGGACUGGAAGAGGCUGAUCUACUCUGCGUUCUUCCAUGCUGACGAGUGGCAUCUGUACUACAACAUGGCUUCCUUCAUGUGGAAGGGCAUCACGUUAGAGCGCAGACUGGGUAGUGCCCGGUUCCUGUACCUGCUGACAGUGUUCACGGUCUGUACCCACUCCCUCCUGCUGGGGCUCAACUACUCCAUGGGCCACUUCUUCCACCAGUCCUCGUAUCUAGCUGACUGUGCUGUAGGCUUCUCAGGGGUAAUUUUUGCGCUGAAAGUGCUGACCACACACUACCUCCCUCCUGGGAUGACCUACGUCAUGGGAUGGUUCCCUGUGCCCCGCAGAAUUGCAUGCUGGGUAGAGCUGGUGGUCAUACAGAUCCUGAUCCCCCGUGCGUCGUUCAUGGGCCACCUGUCAGGGAUACUGGUGGGUCUGCUGUACACCAGCGGGCCUCUCAGGGCCAUCAUGGACCUGCCGUUUGGAGGUUGGACCAGACAUCGUUACUAUGAUGAUUAUGGAGCUCCAGAACCCAGACACACCCGGCAACAGUCCUACACCUAUCAUGCAGGUGCCACAGGAUAUCGGGCUCCAGGAGGGACGGGGCUAACAGAGGAGGAGGAACUCCAGGCAGCCAUGCAGCAGAGUCUGCAGGAGUAUGAACAACAGGCUACACGGGCCGCCAUUCAGGAGAGUGUCAGAGAUACAGGUUUUGGUGACGGCAGGCAGCCUAGUGCCCCUCCCAUCCACACAGCGUUUGAGGGAGCCACUCCUACUGCACCCAUGUCAGACCUGGAAGAGCUACGGCAGCGCAGGUUAACUAGACUGGAUCAGCUGCACAGAUGACACCUGCAGCAGCUGCACAGAUGACACCUGCAGCAGCUGCACAGAUGACACCUGCAGCAGCUGCACAGAUGACACCUGCAGCAUCCUCUGCUACAAGGAAAAGCUACCUGCCAAUCACACUGCCUUUUACAGUCAACAGGCAAUGUGAUUGGCCUGAGGCUGCUAAAAGGAAAAGCUAUUAGCCAAUCACAUUGCUUUUUACAGUCAAGAGGCAACAUGAUUGACUGAUAACAUUUCCUCCUAGUCCAACCACAUGUAGCGGAAUAUCUGAUUGGAUGACCAGACUUGAGCAACUGAAAUAAAGCUAGCAAUGUAGCAAUAUUAUUUAUUCACUCAGAGUAGUUGUGUGCUAUAGUUCUUGGUCGCUAAAUCAUAUAUCAAGCACGUACAUUGUAUCAAUAUCGUUUUACAAUUGCACUAUGUAACAAAUUUUCUAAUUCAUGUGAAUUUACUUGAAUAUUUCUCUCCAUCCAAAAGUUUAAAAUCUGAAACAAGAGAUGUAAUCUUUUGACUAGUUUAUCAUGAGAAAGGGAAAUUAUAUUUCCUGGGGAAAAUUAACAGCCAAAUUGGAAAUUAUUAUUGUUGCAUCUAACCACAUACUAGUAAGUGCCAGUGUGCAUUUUAUGGUUUUUCAAACUUUGUAUCAAAGAAAGAACCUUAAAUAUUUUAUUUCAUGACAUACUCCUUUUAUCUUUGGCAAAGUUAUAGCUACAGCUUUUGUGUUUGAAUCAUGAUAUUCUUUCUUUUUUGUGUUUGAAUUCUAAUAUUCUUUUGUAUCACAACAGAGCAGCUUUUAAACCAAUGCAGUAAUAUACGUAAAACUUGAUUUAAAUGGAAAUAAAGUCCAGAAUAUUGUACAUUUUUACUUGUUGUUUUUAUCAUUUGAAGAGAGCAAUCCUGGUACAUGUGUUUCCACUGUACAAGUUUUGCUCCCUCGCACAAUUUCACCCAAUUUGCCCUUGCUUUUACCACUCUUGUAGCUAUGUAAAAAGAGAGACAAAAGAAGACACAAGACAAGUGAUACUUGCAAAAUGAAGCUGGCUCCAUACCAGGAUGGCACCAGCUCCAUUUACUGUUAUUAACUGCCUCUCACAUGAACGGCCAUGUAUACAGAAAAAUGGUAACUUGCAUAGAACAAAUCUUAAAGGACAUCCUACCAGCACGUAUACACCACUUGUUUUUAGCUCUACAAUCCACAAACACUGGUUGUAAAGCAAUUCGUGAUGAUCCUAUAUAAAAUUUUGGCUGACAGUUCCCGUUGUACGUACAGUUCAACUGUUGUCAUCUUUGGCAUUCUUGACCAAAUAACUUUUUCUACUGAAUCCGAGAAAUUUGUCAUUUUAACGAAGUUACCACUUCAUCGAGUUAUUCAGCUAGUGACUACAAAAUCUACAGAUACAACGCUCGAGUCACCCAACCCUCUCCUCCCUACGCAAUGGUUUGUUCCACUAAUUUACACAUUUUUGAGGCACUAUUUAGGCCAGAAUUUGGACAGUUUGAUUAUCAGAACAGGGAGGGUCAGGUUAUAGGAGCAACAAUACAUCUCAAGUUGUAACACCGUAAUAUCAUAAUAACAUCACUGGAACAUUUUCACUUUGAAAAAAAAAUUAUUAUAAAAAAUAUCCACACUUAGUUGCUGAAGACUCUUGUACAUGUACAUUUUUUAAACAUACUAGUAUAUAAUACAGGCCAAAACGGCAAAAAGUGCAAGCAAAACCUUGCAAAUAUACCUUGUACAUGUCCAUUUUUUUUUUUAACUUCCCAAGAGUCUGAAAAGUUUACCUGAUUGCUAAAAUGGCCCAGUGACGUCCAUCAACAUACAUACAAAACUUAAAACACCUUUACCUAACUAAAAACCAUAGUGUUACGGUAACAAUAUUGCUUGUAGUAAAUUCGUCAAUGUGGAGAGUUGGCUCAUCUCUGGAAGGAAGGUACAGAGUAUGUCACAUGUCAUGUUUGAAUUGGGUCUUGGAUACCAAUACUGUUAGAGAAUUCUGGCUCUCCUAAACAAGAAGUUAUAAAAUGUACAUCUUUGCUGGAAACACAAGCAUACCCUUUUCAGGUAUGCCCUAGUUUUGUCAAACAGUAGCCUCCAUUCCAGAGCUGAAUGCUUAUGAGCACUAAGUAUCGUAUAAGUACAAUAGCCAUACCAAUCCUUCCUCUUGGUUCUAGGCAAAAAGAGAAACAGUCCAAAUUUGUACAGUAGAUAUAAAAUUAUAAUAACAAUUAGUAUUGACAGGAUAUGUAUAUAAGUAACAUAAAUGCUUGACUUUUCUCUUAAUUUACUAUUCCACUCAAGCUGACAAAUGUUAGAACCAAGAAAAAAAUUGGUGUGCCAAAAGAAAACAGCAUAUGCAGCACUAUUUGUAAAUUGUAGACACCAAAAGUUCACAGUAAUAAGCGUAUAGUAACUAUAUCUGGCAGCAUCUAAUGAUAUUGAUAGGGUUAGCUGUAACUGUCAGGCUAUUGGGCACAUUGGACCAUCUAAUCACAAAGGCUGUGAUUGGCCAGUUUAAACGUCACAUCAUCGAAACUGACCAAUCAGGAACCAGCAUAAAACAAAUGUUACAUGUGAUAAUUUGGUAACAGUUAGCCCUUUGUAAACAAAUUUUUCUGAUUAAAUUAUUCACCAUAUUUAUGGAUGAGUUAUUUCAAACUUAUUCUUGCUUGAUAUACAACCAAACUGCACCUUUGGAGUGGCUUCUGAGAAUACAGCAAAUGAUCGAAGAAUAGAGCUUGUGCAUUUAGUAAUUUUUACUUUUAGGACCCUCCUAAACAUCACCUUAAUAUGAAUUCAUACCAAUAAAUAUGUGCUCAACUUAGAUUAACAGCAAACAAGUUCUAUUCAACACCCUGUGUCAAUAUGAAGACUCACACAUUAUUUAGAAUAUGGUACUUUUUCCAUUUAGAUUACUUCUAGCUUUGUUUACAAUAUGUUUUCCUCUAGUAUACUAGUAUAUUUGUUCUGAAAAUUAAGACUGUUGUGAGUUAUACAGGAAACAAUUUUGUGUCUGGAAAAUACAUGGUGUGUACAACCAGAGCUUGACUGGAAGCACACAAUGUUGCCAAGUAUUCAGUAUUCAGCCAUCUA